UGUGGUCGACGAGCAGCAGCCUUAAAAACACGUGUUGAGCAGAAAAGCGUGGAGUUCAAAAAAAAAGAAAAAAAAAAAAAAAGAAGGAAACUACGAGGGAGUUGCGUGGGAUCGUAGAGGAAUCGCCUAAUAAAGUCUUCGUCACCCAGGACUAUGCCGUCCUACGCACUCAAUCAGUUUAUUGAUCUGGAUGAUGUCCUGUGCAAGCACCUUUUAAAUCUUGAUCUUCGAGAGCCGAUGAAACCCUCGCACGCAGCUGCUGUUGGAUACAGGAAGCCCGACAGCCCAGUUUCCUCCACCGGCUCAGGACUUUCUAUUGACAGCAUCGAGAGCGGGACCAUGAACUCGAACUGCUGGGGCCCCCAGAAAAUCUCAUCACAGUCAAAGUGGACCAAGAUGUCCUUUUGGUCCGAGCGCUCCGUUAGCAUGGUGGAGGGCAACACUGGAAGCCUGGGUUGGUCUUCUGCAGAAUCCGGGCAUUUAAAGCAAUCCCCGGUCACGUCCGGUGCCGUUUCCCUCUCCGGCUCCACGUCUUCGGUGACCUCGUCGCGCUACAAGACCGAGCUGUGCCGCACAUUCGCCGAAAGAGGCGUGUGCAAGUACGGCGGCAAGUGUCAGUUCGCCCACGGCCCCGAAGAGCUGCGAGACCUCAACCGUCACCCGAAAUACAAGACCGAGCCCUGCCGCACUUUCCACUCCAUUGGCUUCUGCCCCUACGGCAUCCGUUGCCAUUUCGUGCACAACGCCGAAGACGAUCAGGUUCAAUCCCGACCCCAGACCUCCAACCCCGCCGUCCAAAGGCCUCCACUCCUGAAGCAGAGCUUCAGCUUCUCCGGGUUCCCGACAACACCCCAACUUGUAGAAGCCCCUCUAGCGCCCUCAGCGUUUCUACGAGCGCCUUCGGUUUCGACGCCGACGUCUACCGCCAUGUCCGAUCUUCUCUCCCUGGCCUUUCCCGAUAUAGACCCAAACGCCCUUCUGGACCAGGCCCGAGAGCUGCAGCCUCAAUUCCUGCCCUCUCCCGACUCUGGCUACUCUCACUCGGGACUGACGCCCACUUUAUCACCCACCCAGCUCGCCCUCCCACCCGAGGCCUGCCUUCGACAGAGUCCCACCGGAGGGGCUUCCCUAGGCGUCCGAAGCCUAUCCCGCACCUCUCUCUCAGACCACGAGGGUGGCAGCUGCAGUUCUUCCUGCAGCAUGAGCGGCUCUGAGUCGUCGUUCGGACCAGAAGCCAGCGGGCGCAGGCUUCCCAUCUUCAGCCAGCUUUCGGUGCCCGACGACGGCGUCUACAACGAAGGCAGCAACUCCGGCACAAGCUUCUUCCUGUAGACUGUCGCUCCUCUCGGGGAAUGAACUGUAUACUGUGGUAUACCUACUGUAUUAUACGGCCGAUACUUGACAUUUUAGUUGAGCUCAGAGUGAAACAUGCUGUUUGAAGGUACUGAAUGUUGAAAUGAUUCUUUAAGUGGGGUUUCAUGUGCUUUUUAGGUGGAGCCAUUCUCCAUGUUUUAUUUUCUGAUGACCGAAAAGACAAGUUGGGGGGGAUUGACUUGAAAAGUUCUGGCAUCGGUGUUGUUUGGUAACACGUGAAGCUGUUAACUUUUAAGAUGCAUUUAGCAAUCAGCUAUUUACAGAAUUAUUGUACCGAAAUAGCCAAAGAGAGGUUAUGACAAGGUCUUUUUCAAUAUUUGAGAGAUUUAUUGUACUUGUUCUAACUAAAGACCAAUUUUUUUUCCCUCCCCCACAGUUUGUAUACUGCCACUGUAAACCGACUGUUUCUGAUGUUAGAAUUGAAUUUGUGUUAGUCUACAAUAUCAUUCUUCCAGCUCCUUUUUUUUUUUUUUUUUUUUGAGAUCAGCGUUUGGUUCGUUCCCAGACCUUUUGCUUUAAGUUUCAGAGGAUCCGUACGCAGGCCUCUGGAAGUGCACAGUUGGAGCUUUACUUGGAAUGAGUUGCCUGUGUCAUAGUUUUUGGUUGUGUAGCUGUUAUUGUGAGUUUAGGCAAAUCAAUUUAUUACUGUAUGAGCCUUUAGUGGCCUUGUGUUUGGUUUUUUUUUUUUUUUUUUUU
Messenger RNA from Puntigrus tetrazona (Sumatra barb), 2070 nucleotides. RefSeq lists its product as uncharacterized. The record is from RefSeq and is a predicted model, not a curated record. Gene Ontology annotation, molecular function: mRNA binding; metal ion binding. NCBI's taxonomy places the organism in Eukaryota, Metazoa, Chordata, Actinopteri, Cypriniformes, Cyprinidae.